AUGGGAUUCCUGAUGAAGGCAGGUGUGCAGCUGGCAGGGCCCUGGCCGUGCCUGCACGUGGCAAGGAGGACAGUAGGCACCAGAGCAGUGCCGGCCCCCAAGGCUGUGCUGCCCUUUGAAGCCAUCCCUCGGUGCCCGGGCAACAAGUGGCUGAGGGUGCUUCGGAUCUGGAAGGAGCAAGGCCAUGGGAGCCUGCACCUGGACAUGCACCGCACCUUCCAGGAGCUGGGGCCCAUUUUCAGGUAUGACCUGGGAAGAGCACAAACAGUAUGGGUGAUGCUGCCAGAGGACGCAGAAAGGCUGUACCAGAAGGAUAACCUGCACCCCCACCGGGAGAACGUGGAGUCCUGGCUGGUCUACAAAGAACGUCGUGGGCAGAAAUGUGGCGUGUUCUUACUGAAUGGGCCCGAAUGGCGCUUCAACAGACUGCGACUGAACCCGAAUGUGCUCUCACCAAAGGCCGUACAGAAAUUCACCCCCCUGCUGGACACAGUGGCAAGGGAGUACACUGAGGACUUGAAGAAGAAGGUGUUACAGAACACCCGAGGGUGCCUGACCCUGGAUGUCCAGCCUAGCAUCUUUAAAUAUACUAUAGAAGCAGGCAAUUUUGCUAUUUUUGGAAAGCGGAUGUUCCUCUUUGGUCAUUACUCAAACUCUGAGAACCAGAAGUGCAUCGAUGCAGCGAAGGCCAUGUUGAAAUCCACUGGGCAGCUCUUGUUCUUGCCCAGAAGCCUGUCUCGCUGGACUAGCACCCAUGUGUGGAAAGAGCACUUUGAGGCCUGGGACCACAUCUCUGAACAUGUGAACAGGAACAUCCAGCAGGUGUAUCAGGAGCUUGCCCAAGGCGGCACGCCGCAGAACCACGGCAUCCUGUCAGAGCUGCUGCUGGGAGGAGACAUGUCAUUCGAGGUCAUCAAGGCGAACACUCUGGAACUCUUUGCUGGGAGUAUGGACACGACAGCUGUUCCCUUGUUGAUGACACUCUUUGAGCUGGCUAGGAACCCUGACGUGCAAAAGGCCCUGCGCCAGGAGAGCCUGGCAGCCGAGGCCAGCAUCUCUGGAAAUCCCCAGAGGGCCACUACGGAGCUGCCCCUGCUGCGGGCUGCCAUCAAAGAGACCUUGCGGCUGUACCCCGUUGGUGUCUUUUUGAGUAGAAAACUGACGUCAGACUUGGUGCUUCAGAACUACCACAUCCCGGCUGGGACACCCAUCAAUGUGCACCUGUACUCCACGGGCCGAAACCCCGCCGUGUUCCCGAGGCCAGAGCGCUACAGUCCCCAGCGCUGGCUGGACAGGAGGCUGCGUUUCCACCACCUGGCCUUUGGUUUUGGGGUGCGCCAGUGCCUGGGGAGACGCCUGGCAGAGACAAAGAUGCUGCUGCUGCUGCAUCACGUGCUGAAAUCCUUCAGCGUGGAGACACUACACAAAAAGGAUUUAAAUUUGGUCUACCAUUUCGUUUUGAUGCCCGCCUCCUUUCCCCUCCUCACCUUACGUCCUGUCCACUAG
This is a messenger RNA of Castor canadensis (American beaver), 1506 nucleotides long. Its product is annotated as cytochrome P450 11B1, mitochondrial-like. Gene Ontology annotation, biological process: glucocorticoid biosynthetic process; aldosterone biosynthetic process; cellular response to peptide hormone stimulus. Gene Ontology annotation, molecular function: heme binding; iron ion binding; steroid 11-beta-monooxygenase activity. The record is from RefSeq and is a predicted model, not a curated record. Lineage: Eukaryota; Metazoa; Chordata; Mammalia; Rodentia; Castoridae. Gene Ontology annotation, cellular component: mitochondrial inner membrane.